AUGGAAGAUAUCAAAAAGAGGUGGUUUGAGAAGAUCACUAAGAAAACUAACCUUGGUCUCAACAAAUUUCGAGAGAAAAUGAAACUCUUGGAAGGAAAAACUCGCAAAUGCUAUGAACUACCUCUUCCUCCUGGCCUGGAAGCUAAAGAAAAUUUUGUAGAAAUGAUGGUGUAUGAUGGAUGCUUUGUUGUUCAGCUAAUUCGGAAGGGUCAUCUAUGUGAUUUUUGGAAACUGGGACUACAUGUUUCAUGUGACAUGCGGGACGAUUUGUUAUUGCUAGAAAACCAGCUUCCUUUCUUUGUGCUUUUGAAGUUGUAUGGCAUGAUAGAACCAAAUCCUGGACCUCCAAGACAUUUUUAUAAGUUACUUACAUCUGCUCUUGUUUUUCUCCGCAGAGAUCCCCCCUAUGUACCUAGAAAUACUGCUAGUAUCAGGCAUCUUCUAGGCUUGGUACAUGCUACUUUCCAUCCUUCACUUCUAGGAACCCAAGCAGAAAUAGCAAGAAGAGAAGAGAAUUUCCAAAUCUCACGGGACACGACGCCUAGCGCAACAGAGCUGGAAGAUGCGGGAAUCCAUUUCUCAGGUGUCCCUAUCCAAAAUAUGCAAAACCAGAAGCAAGGGAAAGGGAACAUGUUUGACAUAACAUUUGACAAUAACACCAAAGAACUCAAGAUUCCAAUCUUAAAAGUCGAUGAUUCCACAGAGCGUAUGUUCCGAAAUUAUAUGGCCUACGAUUUACGAACAAUUAUUCGCAUGGGAGGAAACGAUGAAGCAGUUACCGAAAUGUUUAACAAAUUGGGGGAUUCCGUUUAUUACAGCCCAGAAGACUUCUACUAUAAGGACAUAGCUAAUCAGGUGAACAAGCAUUGCAAGAGAAACUGGAACAUAUGGAAGGCAAAAUUGAAGAAAGAUUAUUUUAACACUCCGUGGUCGCCCAUAUCAUUUCUUGCUGCGCUUGUCUUGCUCCUGCUUACUGUACUACAAACUAUAUUUUCUGUUCUUUCUUAUUAUCACCAGAGGCAGUAA
This is a messenger RNA of Gossypium arboreum, 1026 nucleotides long. RefSeq names its product UPF0481 protein At3g47200-like. The transcript is spliced from 2 exons. NCBI's taxonomy places the organism in Eukaryota, Viridiplantae, Streptophyta, Magnoliopsida, Malvales, Malvaceae. The record is from RefSeq and is a predicted model, not a curated record. Bases 1 to 1026 code for a protein of 341 amino acids.